This is a messenger RNA of Ochotona princeps (American pika), 2324 nucleotides long. RefSeq names its product platelet derived growth factor C (gene PDGFC). Gene Ontology annotation, molecular function: platelet-derived growth factor receptor binding; growth factor activity. Bases 980 to 2023 code for a protein of 347 amino acids. Gene Ontology annotation, cellular component: membrane. The record is from RefSeq and is a predicted model, not a curated record. The transcript is spliced from 6 exons. NCBI's taxonomy places the organism in Eukaryota, Metazoa, Chordata, Mammalia, Lagomorpha, Ochotonidae. Gene Ontology annotation, biological process: platelet-derived growth factor receptor signaling pathway; positive regulation of cell population proliferation; positive regulation of protein autophosphorylation.
CGAAGGGGAGGGGACAAGCCGGAGCCUCCCAGCGGCCCGGGCCUUCUCUCUUUCCACGCCGCGCCGAGACGCUGCGCCCUCCGCGCCCGCCGCGCCCCGAGGUUAGCACCGAGCCCGAGGCGUGGGCCGGGGAGGGGGAGGGCACGAGGAGCCCCCCGCGACCACCCCCCGACGAGCGGCCGAGCCUUCCGGGGGUCUGCGAGGAGCCGGGGACGCGCGCCCGGACGAAGUGAACUUUGCGGGGCCGAAAACUUUGCAGCCAGGUGCCGGGAUCCGGACGGCUGGCAGGCUGAGCGCGCCCGCCGAGCCGGGAGCAGCACCCCGAGGCCUCGCUUCCCUGCGCCCGGGACCCGGAGACCCCCCAGCCCCGCUCCGGCGCCCUCGCCUUGUGUCUGCCCCCUCCCCCUCCUUCGGGGGUGGGGGUGGGGCGGGGAGAGGAGCGGAGGGGGGGGGGGGCGCCCGGAGCGCCGCAUCGAUUGGCAGCUUUUUGUUAUCGAUCCCUAAAGUGCUAGCCGCCGACUUGGCUUCGGGGCCGGCUUCGCCCGACCCUGGAGGGUUCGCCUGCGUUCCCGGCCCCCAUACUGACAGGUGCUCCCAGUCACUUGCUGGUGACUCCUCGCCGCUGCCCCGGCUUCCCCCGCGUCCCCACCCCCCCUCUUUUUUUUUUCCCUCCCUCGUCGUCACCCCCACCCCCACCACUUUCGGCACAGCUCAGGAUUUGUUUAAACCUCGGGAAACUGGUUCAGCUCCAGGUUUUGCUUUGAUCCUUUUCAAAAACUGGAGACACAGAAGAGGGCUCUAGGAAAAAGUUUUGGAUGGGAUUAUGUGGAAACUACCCUGCGAUUCUCUGCAGCCAGAGCAGGCGCGGCGCUUCCACCCCAGUGCGGCCCUCCCCUGGCGGCGGUGAGAGAGACUCGGGAGUCGCCGCUUCCCCAGUGCCCGCCGUGCGUGUGCGUGAACUCUCGCCCCAGUCAGCCAAAUGCUCCUCUUCGGCCUUCUCCUGCUGACAUCUGCCCUGGCCGGCCAGACACCCGGGACUCAGGCUGAGUCUAACCUGAGCAGCAAAUUCCAGUUCUCCAGCAACAACAACAAGGAGCAGAACGGAGUACAUGAUCCCCAGCAUGAGAGAAUUAUUAGUGUCUCUACCAAUGGAAGUAUCCAUAGCCCACGAUUUCCUAAUGCUUACCCGAGAAAUACGGUCUUGGUAUGGAGAUUAGUAGCUGUAGAAGAAAACAUGUGGAUACAGCUUACAUUUGAUGAAAGAUUUGGGCUUGAAGACCCAGAAGAUGACAUAUGCAAGUAUGACUUUGUAGAGGUUGAAGAACCCAGCGAUGGCACCGUGCUAGGACGCUGGUGUGGUUCUGGUGCUGUGCCAGGAAAGCAGAUCUCUAAAGGAAAUCAAAUCAAGAUAAGAUUCGUAUCUGAUGAGUAUUUUCCUGCUGAACCAGGCUUCUGCAUCCACUACAACAUUGUCAUGCCACAAUUGACAGAGGCUGUGAGCCCCUCAGUGCUGCCUCCCGCGGCAUUGCCUCUGGACCUGCUGAACAACGCUGUCACGGCCUUUAGUACCUUGGAGGAUCUUAUCCGCUAUCUUGAGCCAGACAGGUGGCAGCUGGACUUAGAGGAUCUGUACAGGCCAACUUGGCAGCUUCUUGGCAAGGCCUUUGUUUUUGGAAGAAAAUCCAGAGUGGUGGAUCUGAACCUUCUGAAAGAGGAGGUGAGACUUUACAGCUGCACACCGCGCAACUUCUCCGUGUCCAUAAGGGAAGAAUUAAAGAGAACCGAUACCAUUUUCUGGCCAGGUUGCCUGCUGGUUAAACGCUGUGGUGGAAAUUGUGCCUGUUGUCUCCACAAUUGCAAUGAAUGCCAAUGUGUCCCCAGCAAAGUCACCAAAAAAUAUCAUGAGGUCCUUCAGUUGAGACCAAAGAUCGGUGUCAGAGGUUUGCAUAAAUCGCUCACGGAUGUGGCGCUGGAGCAUCACGAGGCGUGUGACUGUGUGUGCAGAGGGAACACUGGGGGGUAAAAGCACACCUGCGGCUCUUUCCCGGAGCUGCACUGAGCAGCAGCUGAUGCGAUAGAGAACUUAGGCAUGAUCUCCAUCCAUAACCUCACUUGUUUGCUUCAAGAUCCUCCCAUCUUCAGGAUUUACAGCGCAUUCUGCAAGAGGAGAUACCACAGGAAUUAGGAGUUGUGCAACAGCUGGUUGAAGAGAAGGCCCAAAGGACAGAGAAAAGCUCUUCCAGCCUGGGAAAAAAGUCAGUGUUGUGGACCACUCACCGGUUCCAGAGUCGCCAUGCUCCCAUGUCACUAGCUGCCUUCUGUAC